AUGCGAUUCUUUCAGUCUAUUGCCCUGCUAGCCACUCUGGCGUUCGCCAAGGAGGUCGCUUCGCCCAUCACAUCCUUCGAGGUUGGACAGGCUAACGACAUAUCCAACAAGGAGGGAUACACCGGUAGCGCUUGGGAGCUGGACUACAAGUUUGCCCUGUCUCCUGAGGCCGACAACGUGCAGCCUGGUGAUCACUUCACGUUUGAUAUCGAUGACAACAUGUCUCUUGACGCUGGAAACUACGACUUCAUGGUCAAGGAUCCCAAUGGCAACGAUAUCAUGCGAAUCACUAAUGAAGGCCAUCACUUUACCGCUACCUACACCGAUUUUGUUGCUUCCAAGAACUACCAGAUUACUGGUAAGUUCUUCAUGCAGUCCACUCUCAACAGCCAGUAUGUCAAGGGCCCCGGUCCCGUCACCAUCACUUCUUCUUCCGGAGGCAAGCAGUUCUCUGAUCAGAUCGAGGUCAAGGCUGCUGUCGACGCCGGUGGAGCUUACAAGUACGCCCAGCGAGUCGGUAACCGAAUCGAAUGGACCAUCCAGGUUCCUGCUUCUCCCUACGACCGAAUGAAGAUUGUUGAUCAGCUUGCUGAUGCCGGCUCUACCUACACCACCCCCGAUGCUCUUCUCGAGGAUAUGACUCUUCACUUCUACCACGGUCUGACCCCCACUUGGGACUACACCUCCUACGAGAAGAUCACCGAUGUGUCCCAGUACGUUCAGCUCCAGGACUUCCAGACCGACGGGUUCACCAUGUUCCUUAGCAACAUCCCCGAGGAUGAUGUCACCGUCCAGAUCACCUUCUACUCCGAGAUCACCUCCAAGCAGGAGCAGUACUCCAACAACAUGGACUGGCUCAUGUGGGAGCGAGGCUACGGCUAUCUUCCCGAGCCCUCUGGAGAGCACAACGAUGGUUCUUCCGGCGAGGGUAACGCCAACGUCAACAACGGCAUUUUCCGAGCUGGCCAUGCUUACGGUGGUGCUCCUUACGAUGCUCCUACCGGCGGCAACGAUCUGAACGCUGGUGGUGAGGGUGACGGUGAGGGACGAACCAAGACCUCUUCUGUUGAGCCCACCACUUCUGCUGAGCCUACUUCUGCUGAGCCCACCUCCGAGACCCGAACCCCCGUGUCCGAGUACAUCUCCAAGUCCAAGGCACCUGGCAACCCUGGCGACGGAUUUGUUGGAUCCCGACCCACCCCUUCUACCUAUGGUCCUGGAGGCCCUCCUCCUGCUUCUGCUGGUCCUGAGCUUUCCACUGACAAGACUUCUUCGGUUGAGCCUACUUCUUCUGCUGAUCCUACUACCUCCGAGGAGCCCACUUCCUCAGUUGAGCCUACUACCUCUGAGGAGCCCUCUUCCGUUGAGACCUCUUCUGCUGAGCCUAAUUCUUCUGCUGAUCCUACUACCUCCGAGGAGCCCUCUUCUUCAGUUGAGCCUACUACCUCCGAGGAGCCCUCUUCCGUUGAGACCUCUUCUGCUGAGCCUACUACCUCUGCUGAUCCUACUUCUUCUGCUGAUCCUACUUCUUCUGCUGAUCCUACUACCUCCGAGGAGCCCACUUCUUCAGUUGAGCCUACUACCUCCGAGGAGCCCACUUCUUCAGUUGAGCCUACUACCUCUGAGGAGCCCUCUUCCGUUGAGACCUCUUCUACUGAGCCUAUUACCUCUGCUGAACCUGCUACCUCUGAGGAGCCCACCUCUUCAGUCGAGCCCACUUCUUCUGUUCCUGAGUCUACCUCCGAGGAGUCUUCUUCCGUUGAGCCCACUCCCGAGCCUACUUCUUCCGUCGAGCCCACUUCUGAGGUUUCUUCUGCUCCCGAGUCUACCGAGAUCUCUUCCACUGCUCCCAAAUCUACUAUUGAGGCCCCUGUUGUUGCCAACACCACCGUCUCUUCCACUCUCGAGCCCACCUCCUCCAUGGCUGAGUCUACUGUUGAGUCCACUGUCGAGUCCACUGUUGAAUCUACUACUGAGGUCUCCCCCACUCCCGAGCCCACUUCUUCCGCUCCCGAGUCCACCUCCGAGUCUCCCUCUUCCGUUGAGUCUUCUUCCGUGUUCUCCAACACUACUACCGUUUCUUCCGCCGCUGUCUCCUCCGCCGCUGUUUCCUCCACUCCUUCCGUGUCUCUCGUCUCUUCUACCCCUGUUUCCAUUGACACCUGCAUCGAGACCGAGACUGUCACCGUGAAUGGCACUGUCUCGACUGAGACCAAGGAUGUGUGCGCUACCUCUUCUACCCCUGCUCCCGUGUCUACCAACACCUGCAUUGAGGUUGAGACCACCACCGUUUCUGGAACCGCCUCUACCGUUACCAAGGACGUUUGUGCUUCUACCACUCCAUCUGCCGACCCCUGCACUGAGGUUGUUACUGUUUUGUCCAACGGUACCACCACUGUGGUUACCAAGGACGUCUGUGCCUCCACCACCGUUUCGGCUGAUCCCUGCACUUCAACCGAGGUUGUGUCUGUCUCCGGUGUUGUCUCCACCAUCACCAAGGAUAUCUGCGCUUCUACUACUUCUUCGGAUGCCUGCAUUGAGGUCGAGACUGCCACUGUCGACGGCUCUGUCACCACGGUUUCCAAGAACGUGUGUGACCCUGUCGUGACUUCUGACGCCUGUGUUGUCACCGAGACUAUCUCUUCCAACGGCUCCAUCUCCACCGUUACCAAGGACAUCUGCGCUUCUGCCACCCCUGUACCCACUGUCACUGACUCUUGCACCCAGGUCGAUACCGUGACUGUGUCUGGAACCGAGUCUGUUGUCACCAAGGACUUGUGCUCUUCUGCUCCUGUUUCCACCGACUCGUGUUUUGUCACCAAGGUUGUAUCUAAGGACGGAGCUGUUUCCACUGUGACCAAGGAUACCUGCGCCCCCGCUUCCACUGACUUUUGCACUGUGGUUGAGACUGCCACUGUUUCCGGAACUGAAACUGUUGUGACCAAGGACGUGUGUGCUUCUGCAACUAUCACCGCCACUCCUUCUUCUGACGCUUGCAUUGAGGUUUCCACCACCACCAUCUCCGGUGUUGCCUCUACAGUCACCAAGGAUGUGUGUGCUCCUCUCUCCACCGACUCCUGCAUUGUUCGAGAUACUGUCACCGCCUCCGGACUCGAGACUGUGGUUGCCAAGAACACCUGUGUCGGAACCAUCACCAAGACCGUCACCCACUGCGAUGGUGGUUGCACUGAGCUCCCCGUCACUUUGACUGAGGCCCCCGUCUCCUCCACCGCCGUUGUCACCACGGUCGUUGAGGGCAAGACCGUCACUGUCACUGUUUGCGACGAGGAUUUCAAGACCAAUGAGUCUGUCACCGUCUCUGGCUCUGCUGCUGAGAUUACCUCCACCGUGGUUGUACCCAUGACCAUCACCAAGACUAUCACCAACUGCGACAACGGCUGCUCCGAGAUCCCCGUCACUAUUGUCGAGACCCCCGUUGCCUCCACCGAGGUGAUCACCACCGUGAUUGAAAACAAGACUCUCACUGUGACUGUCUGCAACGAGGACUUCACCACUGAGGCCGUUGAGACUCCUACUCAGACUCCAGCCCAGUCUACCCCUGUUGUCACUGUCGUCUCUUCUUCUCCCGCCGAGUCUCCCGCUGUCUCCAAGAUUGUCAAGACCGUCACUGUCUGCAACGGCGCUGGCUGCUCCGAGGCCCAGUCUACUGAGACCGUUACUCUGCAGACCGUCCAGACUCAAUCCACAGAGAUUGUCUCUGCCCAGCCCACUCAGUCUGUGGCCAUCGAGUCCAAGGUUGAGUCUCGAGCCUCGACUACUAGCAUCACCGUUGUCGAGACUUCCCCCGAGACUUCCACACCUGCUCAGCCCAAGGAGUCUACUCCUGCUCAGCCCAAGGAGUCUACCCCCGCUCAGGAGUCUACCCCCGCUCAGUCCUCUACUGAGGUUCCCACACAGGCUCCUCAGCAGUCUUCUCCUGCUCCUCAGUGGCCCGAUGCCCCUAACCCCGAGCAGGCCAACUCUGCUUCCACCAAGGUGAUUGGAGCUCUUGCUCUCCUCCCCCUCUUUGCAUUCCUCAUUUAA
Messenger RNA from Yarrowia lipolytica CLIB122, 4044 nucleotides. RefSeq lists its product as uncharacterized. NCBI's taxonomy places the organism in Eukaryota, Fungi, Ascomycota, Dipodascomycetes, Dipodascales. The record is from RefSeq and is a predicted model, not a curated record.